Manis javanica (Malayan pangolin) is the source of this 537-nucleotide messenger RNA. The record is from RefSeq and is a predicted model, not a curated record. NCBI's taxonomy places the organism in Eukaryota, Metazoa, Chordata, Mammalia, Pholidota, Manidae.
GGGUGGAGCCGCUGGGAGCGCGCACGCGCGAAGACUGGGGACUGCCGGCUGCGGGGCUCAGCUCUCCGGGAAUCUCACUCUGGGUGGAGAUGCCUAGCGGGGGGUCGCGACCGGAGGACGGAGCCGCGCCGGUCCCUACGGAGAACUCGAUCCUGCACAAAGAGGACCUGAGCAGUAAGAUUAAAGAACAAAAAAUCGUUGUGGAUGAACUUUCUAACCUGAAGAAGAACAGGAAAGUAUAUCGGCAGCAACAGAACAGCAACAUAUUCUUUCUUGCAGACCGAACAGAAAUGCUUUCUGAAAGCAAAAAUAUAUUGGAUGAGCUGAAAAAAGAAUACCAAGAAAUAGAAAACUCAGAGAAGACCAAAAUCAAGAAAUAGUCAACUUGAUUUCACAUAACAAUGUAUGAACCAGUCGAUCUCCUUAAUGUGGCUUUCAAGACUGAAGAAAAGACCCUAUCAACUAACUGUAACAAAAAGAGAAAACAGAAACAUCAUUGUGAAAUACCUUCUGAAAAAUCCUCUAGAAAUACUGCUG